AUGCAAGUUUCUGUUUUGUGGGCUCGAUCACACACACGAAUUUGUAAGAAAACGUUAACAAUGGCUUCAAGGACUCUAGAUCAGAAAAUGGAUUUUGGAUCUCUGGAGUCGAUGAAGAAAGUUUGUAAGGGAUUUGUAGAUGUUGUGACUUACAUUAGCGAUGAGAUAUUUUACUUCCGAGAAAGGAACAUGAUACCCAAGAGCUCAACAGCAAGACAAAUUCAAGAAUGGCAUUGUUCGGUUUCUUUCACUGUAGUCUUCUUGUCAGUGGCAGAUAGCAAGAAAAAUCCACAUCUUAGUUUCUAUUCGAGAAAUAUAAUUUAG
Molecule: messenger RNA, 324 nt
Organism: Lactuca virosa
Lineage: Eukaryota; Viridiplantae; Streptophyta; Magnoliopsida; Asterales; Asteraceae
Source: the annotation of a GenBank genome assembly